AUUCGGCAAUUCAGUUGUUUCUUCAAAUUCAUGAUCCACAACUGUUAUGAUGUAUUUGUCAUUUUUUCUCCUCAACUUUGUUUCGUGUUUCGUUAAUGGUGUGACAAAUUCGUCUGUGAGUUCAAUUAAUAGGGACCCCUGUAGCUACUGCAACGUUCAGUUGACUUGCCAGUGCACGGACCUAGGCAAAGCCGUGGACUCUUUAAAAGUAAAGGUAGAGAAGUUUACUGGAUUGAACAACAGUACUCUUGGGGGUUGUGGUGCAAUAAAGUCCGUAGAGGCAAAAGUGGAGAGUCUAAUUAAACAGAACAACAAAACUUCAGGGGUAGGCGAUGCCGUAAAGACAUUAGAAGCAAAGGUGGAGAGUCUUUUUGCGCUAACCAACAAGACUUUUGGCAUCAGCGAUGUGGUCAAGUCUUUGGAGGCGAAGGUGGAGAGCCUUACAGGACUAAACAACAAAACUUCUGGCGUCAGCGACGCUGUAAAAUCCCUGGAGGCAAAGGUGGAGAGUCUGUUUGGACUGAUUAACAGAACUUUCAUUCCACAAACGGUUCAAAAACCAACAGGUAAUCUAAAAGAUAAUUAUAAAUAUUUAAGCGUCAUAAAAAAAAUCUCAUUCAGUUUAAUUAGUUUUCAUCUUACUCCCUUUUAUAUCCUUUCUUAACAUACUGUAAUGUCGCCUGGUCCUCCACCUACUGUUCCAACCUAAACUGUAUUUACCUUUUGUAAAAGCGUCUAGUGCGGCUCAUAACAAAAGCUCACUAUCUAGCAAAUACCGCCCCUUUAUUUAGCCAGCUUAAAGUCCUUGACAUAUUUGGUAUUAAUUCAUUUUCUGUCGCUACCUUUAUGUAUUCUUAUCACCAUAAUCUUUUGCCUAGUAGCUUUCAUGUCUUGUUCUUAAGUAGUAAUCAAGUCCAUCAAUACGAAACUCGACUAGCCUCUCAGUAUAGACCUCAUUUUUGUAGAACAAAUAUAAAGCAAUUCAGUAUCCUUUACCGAGGACCUAAAAUCUGGAAUUCGUUGCCUGUUUCACUAAUUAGCUCUCCUUCUAUAUUUGUUUUUAAAAAAAAUUUAAAGAAUUAUCUCACUGACAGCCGAUCUGUCGCUUAAUUUUCUGAUCUUGUUCACUCUGCACUCAGCCAUGAAUUUAGUUCACUAGGUAGUUGAAGGAAGCCUAUUAAUAUAAGCUUCAAGCCUCGUUAGGCUUCCUUGUCACAUUAAUUUUAUAAUUUAAUUAACAACUUUUAUUCAUGUUGUAUAAGGUUUUGUGAGUGACUAAAUAAAUAAAUAAAUAAUAAAUCUUAUUAUUCUCAUGUCAUCCUCAACUACUUUUAGCUUCUGGUCUUGCACUGUUUUGCAACACUGCAUUCUGGUAUUUAGUCAAAACUGUAGAAUCCCAUGCUUACUAGAUACUCCUUUGGUCGAAAAAUUUAAAUGAUUCCCUUUAUUAGGGAUCGAAUUUUGAAAAGUUGAUACGGAAUAAAUGUACUCUGUGGAACAUAAAAUAUUAAGAGUGGUUGUCAGAGAAAACUGGACAAAAUGUUAAAAAUGUCAACGGAAGGGGGUCAACAGAAUAAGUUCAUACUAACAUCAUAGGUAGGUCUGGUGGAGUAAUGGACAAAUAUAUCAAACAUAGGUUCUUCACAGCCCUUGUAUUAGAGAUACGAGCGUCACUUUAUUCGACCACCUCGGACGCCAUUUUUAUAAGCAAAUUAUCACCAUUUUGUGAAACUCACAGAACCCGCAAAAUUUAACGAGCGAAGUUUAUUUUUUGUGCAUGCGAUACAACACAUCACAGAACUACUUUCUAAAACCGUAAGAUUUGUUAAGUAGCCACGGACAAGACUAAAAUUUUCUUAUUUUAUUUGACCUAAACUCACUGUCUGCAAACGAGCAAAAAUCGGGCAUUUUUGAAUUGAUUUACAGCGCACAACUAAAACGACAGAACAACUCUGACAGCCAAACUGCAGUCUACUAUCAUCCAUGUAACCAAAACACUAAUAAUCAUUUUGGGCCAUUGAAACAGGAAGAAAUUAGAAAACUCACAUUUUAUUAUAGUUUCCUAUCUUUUUCUUGCAAACAGGCCGAUCCCUUCGUGUUUGUUUUAAGUCCUCUUCGUGAAUUUUCUUUCAUAUUUCGCAGUAAAGUAUGUUCAACAGCUGGAGGAAAUAUCAAAAAGUUCGAAAUACUGCCUAGGUUACAAUUUAAAAGGGAAAAAAGUGCUGAACGAUGAAACUAGAAAAUAACAAAGCGACGCCAUCUUGAAAAUUCAGCACUCAGGAGGGACUGGCACUAGUAGCUGCCUUGUCCACAAGAUGAUAAAUUACCAAAUGGCUAAAAAACAAAAAAGAAACAAACCGGCUUAUCAGCGACCUAGUACAGUCCUAUUUCUUCUUCAAUUACUACUUUUAGUUAAAUUUAGCUUGUUUUGUGUUGUCGUGGGUGUGGCGAACAGGUGACCAAUUGGCAUUACUUUAUUCAGUCUUCAUUUGCUCUUCAUUCACUUCAUUUUGAGUUAUCCCGUAUAAGUCUAAGCGUUUCUUUGGACUCUUUAUUGUAUUUUCUAUUUUUGCGUCAGUCUUUAAUCACCGUCUCCUGUUCAUGAUUUCCUGAUGCACUUUUCAUAGUCCGGAAGACUUGGGGGAAGUGAUUGACUAGUCAUAAGCUUCAUGGGUGGGGAGGCUGAGUAGUUGUUCCUUGGACUUGGCUGUCUAGAGACUCAGUACAGGCACCUUGUAACAAUUAAGAGUCAGGUCCGUAAUCUGACUAACUGUCAGUCACUAAAAAUUUAUCGAUGUACGUUUGAGCAACUUGUUGUUCUGAGUGAGUUUUGAUUUCAUUGAGCUUAAGUAAUUUGUAUUUAUAACUUUUCAAAAGAGAUUGAGCGGUUUUCUAUGUAAUAAAAGUGAACUUAUCCAGUAAUUUGCAGUGACACCUAAAUCUGUGGAAAAUUGUAAAUACGUAUAUUCCAUUUACAUCUGUAACUCAAUGCGAUAUUCUAAUUCCAUGGUCUAAUUCCUGUGAAUUUCAUGGAACUCCAUGGAGAUCAAUGGAAUUGGAUGCAGUAGUUUCCAUGGAAUUUCGUGGAACUUUUCCAUUGAAUUCUAUUGAAAUUGAUGUCCUUAUCCCCCAUGGAAUGCCAUGGAAAUUUUUUCCACGGAAAUCGAUGGAAUGCCAUGGAGGUAUUUCUUACGGUAUGUACCAAGUUAUUUAAAGGGGCUAUGUCACGCUAUUUUCUACCUUUUUAAAAAGCUAAAGCGUGUUUUCGAAUCAAUUGAAUUCCAAGAAUAAGACUAUGUUUAGGCAUUAAAACCGUUUCCUGUCGUCUGUUAAUAUGGAUGGCAAGGAUGAUUGAAACUUGAAAAAAUGGCAAGCCUUUUGAAUGCAAAAAAUGAGCAAAAAAUAAUUAUGGCUAGUGCUGUCUGAUAAAUUUUGUUUGGGACCUUCUCCAUAACUCUAAAGGAGCAUUUCGUAUAACUGUAUAGGCACUAAGUAAUGACUUCAGCACGUAAUAUUCCUAAAAACAGCAAUAUCCUCGAGACAAACCCCCUUUAACACCAGGAUAAAUUGAAUACUAUAUGAUUAAAACGCCCGAUCACUGUUGUGGGAAGUCAAAUCUCUUUCUUUUUUCCAUGAGCUUGACGUGGCGAGUGUUUCACCUUUUCCAAAACGAAACGUGUUAUUAUUCUCUUGUCUUAAAGCGUCAGCGUGUCCAAAUAUGGCAAUCCUGACAGGGACCUCAGGCAUCAUCACAAGUCCUUCUUACCCGGGAAAUUAUGGUAAUAACCACAAUUGCACAUGGAAAAUCAUGGCAAGUACAGGAAACCGCGUCAAGUUGGUCAUUCAAGACAUGGACAUAGAAAGUGGGACUAACUGUCCGUACGACUAUAUACAAAUUCAAAAUGCUGUCAUAUAUGGCAGUGGUGGGCUCCCUGGGCGUUUAUGUGGUUCACUCACCAGCAAUUCGACUUUUUCUUCUUACCACGAAACCUUGAUCGUAUGUUUUGUUACUGAUGGUUCUCUAACCGCCCGUGGAUUUAAAGCAAGAUACACUGUUAUUCCUGGUAAGUAGGAAGAAUUACGUUUUGCAGUGCUUUGCGCUUUAUCCAGUAUAGUAUGUUGCGGGUAUCCCGGCACAAUCAGGCUUGUAAACACUAGAAAUUCUUGUUUGAGCAUAGACGAUUUCUGAAUUUUGUCCUCAAAGAUAGUCCUUUACAUUUCUCUUGAAAGAUUUCCACUUUGCUCAAUUAAGCAUAUUUAAAAUCAGGGGCAUAGCCAGCCUUUUUUUUUUAUUUAAGCCCGAUUUGAAAAGGUCCUGAGAAAGCGAGGGAGGAGAGAUUCAUUCAUUCAGUCGCUUGUUCGUUCGUUCGUUCGUCUCUCCAUCCCUCCCUCCCUCCCUCCCUCCCUCCCUCCCUCCAUCCAUCCAUCCAUCCAUCCAUCCAUCCAUCCAUCCAUCCAUCCAUCCAUCCGUCCAUCCAUCCAUCCAUCCAUCCAUCCAUCCAUCCAUCCAUCCAUCCAUCCAUCCAUCCAUCCAUCCAUCCAUCCAUCCAUCUAUCCAUCCAUGCAUCCAUCCAUCCAUUCAUUCAGAGAGUUGUAAAACUUUGGAACUUGAAAAAAAAAAAAAAAAAAAAGAUUGAGCACUCCUAGUAUUAUGUAUAUUUGGUUGUUCAUUGAAAAAACGUUAUUGAAUUUUGAAAAGAGUGAAAACAUAAAAGGCCUCAAUAACACAAGUGGAUUUUUUGACAUUUCAAGAGCUUUUGCUCCUUGAAGAUCUGGUCAGUAUGGGCUUCGUACCUAGAUUUUCUUACUUAUUGCCUAUGAUGUGUUGAGGACUUAGCAGAAAGCCAAGUUAUCGCCUCAGCCAUAGACAGUUUUCAGAGGGAACAUGAAGAACAGCGGGUCAUCUUUGCUCAAAAAUGUUGUGUCAAAUGAAUAAUUAGCAGUUAUUCGUCAACGAACGGGUUCUUUUAGUUAAAAAAAAAAAAGAAAAAACGUGUCACAGUCACACCUUGAUAAACAGUUUUUGAAUUCUUUAUAAAGAACUCUGUUACACUCAAGUAAAAAUGUAACCUAGGCAGUAUUUCCAGCUUUUUGAUAUUUCCUCCAGCUGCUGAACAUACUUUACAGCGAAAUAUGAAAGAAAAUUCACGAAGAGGACUUAAAACAAACACGAAGGGAUCAGCCUGUUUACAAGAAAAAGCUUGGAAACUAUAACAAAUGUGAGUUUUCUAAUUUCUUCUUGUUUCAAUGGCCCAAAAUGAUUAUUAGUGUUUUGGUUACAUGGAUGAUAGUAGACUGCAAUUUGGCUGUCAGAGUUGUUCUGUCGUUUUAGUUGUGCGCUGUAAAUCAAUUCAAAAAUGCCCGAUUUUUGCUCGUUUGCAGACACUGAGUUUAGGUCAGAUAAAAUAAGAAAAUUUUAGUCUUGUUCGUGGUUACUUAACAAAUCUUAUGGUUUUAGAAAGUAGUUCUAUGAUGUGUUGUAUCGCAUACAAAAAAUAAACUUCGCUCGUUAAAUUUUGCGGGUUCUGUGAGUUUCACAAAAUGGUGAUAAUUUGCUUAUAAAAAUGGCGUCCGAGUGGUCGAAUAAAGUGAUGCUCGUAUCUCUAAUACAAGGGCAGUGAAGAACCUAUGUUUGGUAUAUUUGUCCAAUACUCCACCAGAACUAUCUAUGAUGUUAGUAUGAACUUAUUCUGUUGACCCCCUUCCGUUGACAUUUUAAAAAUUUUGACCGGUUUUCUAUGGCAACCACUCUUAAGAGAAAUGUUAGGGUUUGUGAGGUGUAAAUUUGGUUGUCCACAGAAAUUGAAAUUUCUUGGGAGUGUUAACAUCAUCAGAUACCGUAAAAUUCCGAAAAUAAGCCCCUCCAUGUAUAAGCCCCUCCAAAUAUAAGCCCCCCAAACCGGUAACGCAAAAAUCCCUCCGUUAAAUCGCUCCUCCAAAUAUAAGACCCCCGGGGGCUUGUACUUGGAAAAUUGCCCUCAACUAUAAAGUAAAACAAAGCAAAAACGGCAAAUUUCCUUUCAACUAUAAGGGUAGCCUAGUCGAUUUUGAAACGCAAAUUUCCCUCCGUAGAUAAGCCCCUCAAAAAGGGCCUUUGAAAAAUAUAAGGCCCGGGGCUUAUUUUCGGAAUUUUACGGUAUUUUCAGUGGCCGCUAAAUAAAGAGUAGAUUACUGAAUAAAAUAUCCUUUUAAAUGGCAGUCCUCCAAAAGUGACAGACUCUUGAUAUUAUUUAUUUAAGACAAUUUACGACAGAAACAUUAAAUAGGCUGAAAUUUUGCGACACGAGAGUGUUGCUACGGAGUUUUCGGCCUAAGUACCAAAUUUGCGCUGAAUUAUUCCUCCUAAGUGAACCUAAUAAAAAUUGUUUCCUACGUAAAAUCAUCAAAAUGGAAAAACUGAAAAUAGAAUGGAAAGCGUUACCAAACAGUCAUGCAAAGUCACUGUACAUCUAAAGUUAGCCGUUGUUAAAAGGGCACUGACUUGUAUAGUCUGGGAUAGCCCAGACUUAAUGCAAUUUGGAUUUCUUUUCUUUUCUUUUUUCUUUCUUUCUUUCUUUUUUUGUUUGUUUGUUUUUUUUUAAUAAUCCAAUCUCAAGCAGCAUUUAUAAACUUCCUAUACGUAGCGAGAUUUACAAUUGUACAUUCAACAACAUAAAUAGAGUUUCCAUUAUUAUCAUUAUUAUCAUUAUCAUUAUUAUUAUUACUGAAAGGCAGUAUUACAUGCCUGAGUGCUCAUACUAUUGAUGAAAUAACACAGGAGAUGGGCGUCUCACUUGUGCGAGUCCUGGAAAAAAUGUUUCCUCGCCCUAUUCUUGUUCGCGCCGGUAAAAUUUUCCAUGAACUCUCACAAGUGAGUUGUUUGCAGGCUAGACCGUAACCAGCCCCACCGCCGUUAAAUCGUUUUUUUUUUUUAGGUAAACUUUUGAAUUGUUUAAAAUAUCACUGCUUUACGGUAGAAAAAGAAAAUAGUUUCCAUUACCGGUAAGGAAAGGUUUAUUGUUUAUUACACCAAUAUGGCCGCCUUGACGCUGAGGAGGAAAUGAUCUAUGGUGUGGUUAUUAAAAUAGGACCUCUUUGGCAAUAGUUUAACAUGGUACCAGUAUGUUUUUCAGCUUAUGGACAUAAAGUUUGGAAAUGUGUUUGAAUUUUGACUUUGGACACCUUUGGCAGUGAAAGGGUUAAACAAAUAACCGUUAUAGCGAAGAUAGUAUGACGUUAUUACCUAACGUAUUCUUUUUUUGAGUUUCAGAUCGCUGGCAGAAGCUCAGUCGCUCUCCAGUGUGUUUUGGGGCCAAAGGUGACAAGUUUGGAAACUUCAGCGCUCCAGCUGGAAGGCUAGCUGCCAUAAAGCUGGUUUAUCUGUACGGUUAUGUAUCCUGCCGCACCCUUGUGACUUCCUAUUGGUCCUACUGGGGCUGUGGUGACAAUCCAACGAACGGAAAAAACACUCAAGUUAAUGUUGUCAUAACAAACUCGAGCAAUCAUAUUCUACUGCCACCAGAUCAGUUCAUCGGUGAUGCAAACAAUAAGUGGUACAAGAUUCCUGGGUAUAACUCCCUCUCGCCCGAGCUUGUUCUCUCAGUUUUCGGGGGUUCUGUAAGGCUGCUUUCCAGUCAAGUGUUGCGUCUGUGGUACGGUGAAGAUUUGGCGAAUCUGUCCGAGGGGGACAACGGGGGGACAGUUUGCGCCGACGUUUAUUCCAUCUUCAUCUGA
Messenger RNA from Porites lobata, 7713 nucleotides. The record is from the annotation of a GenBank genome assembly. NCBI's taxonomy places the organism in Eukaryota, Metazoa, Cnidaria, Anthozoa, Scleractinia, Poritidae.